UAAAAACUUUGAUUUUCGGCCCGGAUUUCGGUGUAUCACGACUAACCGGAGGCGCGUGCCUGGCUACCUGGUCAUCGACACCCCUAAUCGACACCGGGAGGGGCGGAGGGAUCGUUCUACUUUUUCCCGGAAUUAUAACCCACAUUUUCACGACAACAGCCACUCCACAACUUCCCUCUUCCACGAAACCUCAAUCAGAAAUCCUGGGAAUGGAAAUGGCAGCCGCACUCCCCAAAACCCCCUUCCAGCUCCACGGAGGCUGCUUCUGCACCGCGAUCCGCUACACGAUUUCCAUCCCCGAGCUCUCUCAACGAAAACUUCUCCCAAAGGCCAGCAUGACAGCUGACCGCCUCCUCGUCCCGCCCAACGAAGUUAAUGAACGAUUGCCCAUCAUAACGCUCGACCACUGCAACUCCUGCCGUCGCGUCCCGGGCGCAAUUGUACAUUCCUGGUUUCUCUGUCCCCGAGAAUGGGUCGAGUUUACUGUCCAGCCUCGCGAGUCAGGUGACGAGAAAGAGGCUAUCAGAGCCGACAGCACGGCGUAUCUGCACGAGGACAAGACUCUGGCUGAGCGCACGUAUGUCACGCAUUUUAAGAGCUCGGAGCACUCGAAUAGGACGUUUUGCGGGAAGUGCGGGACACAUGUGACACUCUUUAAGACAGGGCCGCUGGGGCCUUUGCAACAGGCGUUGGGGCCUUUCUUUGAUGUUGCCGUUGGCACAUUGGAUAAGGAGUGUUUGGAGAUGGAGGGGUUUAUGCCGACUAUUCAGUUUUGGCAUGAUGAUGGGAUUCCUUGGGCUGUGAAGUUGGUGAAUGAAGGGAAGAAGGGUUUACACGCUGAUGUGGCUGAUUUAUCGAAACUGAAGGCCGAGGACGAACAGAAGAAGUGAAGGAAGAAAAAGGUAAUAUUACAGGGGAUUUUGUGAAAGCCUGUUUAUGCCACGAAGCAAAUGUUGCGGGCUGAGAUGGGACCAUGUACUGUCAAAAUCGAUCCUGGCGUCGAACUUGUGUGAUGGGACAUUCAUGAACCGCUACCUCAACCCAAAAAGACAUCAAUCCACUCAAGGGGCUGUCCUUCCUACAUGUACUUUUCAACAUGACCAAUACCUUUCCUGUACGCGAUACCAUCCUCCCACUCAAUCCAAAGAACGUUAUAGAAUUCAUAUCGU
Messenger RNA from Hyaloscypha bicolor E, 1169 nucleotides. RefSeq lists its product as uncharacterized. The transcript has a single exon. NCBI's taxonomy places the organism in Eukaryota, Fungi, Ascomycota, Leotiomycetes, Helotiales, Hyaloscyphaceae. Bases 216 to 890 code for a protein of 224 amino acids. The record is from RefSeq and is a predicted model, not a curated record.